This is a messenger RNA of Echinops telfairi (small Madagascar hedgehog), 2083 nucleotides long. It is a transcript of the gene ARID5A, whose product is annotated as AT-rich interaction domain 5A. Gene Ontology annotation, cellular component: nucleus. The transcript is spliced from 6 exons. The record is from RefSeq and is a predicted model, not a curated record. Gene Ontology annotation, molecular function: transcription cis-regulatory region binding. The coding region runs from base 174 to 1763 and encodes 529 amino acids. Gene Ontology annotation, biological process: regulation of transcription by RNA polymerase II. Lineage: Eukaryota; Metazoa; Chordata; Mammalia; Afrosoricida; Tenrecidae.
UCACAGAGAAAAGGAAUCCACCAGAGGAAGACGACCCCCGAGACCCAUCUGUGUCCCCUCAGCCCCACAAUGAGCAGAGUAGGAACCAGAGCCCCACGCAGCCAGAGGACUCCCCUGAGGCAGGCGGGGAGCGGGAGGAGGAGCAGGCCUUCCUGGUCAGCCUCUACAAGUUCAUGAAGGAGCGACACACGCCCAUCGAGCGGGUGCCCCAUCUCGGCUUCAAGCAGAUUAACCUGUGGAAGAUCUACAAGGCGGUGGAGAAGCUGGGGGCCUAUGAGCUGGUAACGGGCCGCCGCCUCUGGAAGAACGUGUACGACGAGCUGGGGGGCAGCCCUGGCAGCACCAGCGCGGCCACGUGCACGCGCCGCCACUACGAGAGGCUGGUCCUCCCAUACGUCCGGCACCUGAAGGGAGAGGACGACAAGCCGCUGCCCCCCACCAAGCCCAGGAAACAGUACAAGAUGCCCAAGGAGCCGCCGGGGGAUGAUGGGGCCACCGAGAGGCCCAAGAAGGCCAAGGAGGAGAGGCAAGUGGACCAGAUGGUGCCAGAAAAGGCCAAGACAGAUGCCACGGACCGAAAUCAGCUCCCCAGCAAGGAUGCCCCCAGGGACAGUGCCGGCCCAACCCUAGCACCCACUCUGCCUCUUGUGGGGGCCAGCUGCUGCCCUGAGGCCUACAAGCGGCUCCUGUCUAGCUUCUACUGCAAAGGGACCCAGGGCAUUAUGUCACCGCUGGCCAAAAAGAAGCUGCUGGCCCAGGUGAGCAAGGCAGAGGCCUUGCGGUGCCAGGAGGAGGGCUGUCGCCAUGGGGCGGCUGCCCCUGAUAGGGAUCCCAGGGCAUCCCCAGCUGCCUGUCCCCCUGAGAGCCCCCAGAACCCAGGGGGACCAGCUGAGAACUCCAGGCACCGAUUGAGCCCCCAGGAGGGAGUGCAGACCCCAAGGGGCAGCCUCCAGGAAGAGCCUCCAAGCGGCCUCUGCCCCACAGCCCCCGUCUUCACAGGCCACUUCCACACGUACCCCACCGAGGUACUGAAGCCCAUCACCCAGCACCCCCGGGACUUCUUUCCCAGCCUGAAAGAUGGGGUGCUGUUGGGCCUAUCUGGCAAAGAGACUGGGCUGCCAGCCAAGGAGUCCCAGCUGGUGUGGGGUGGGGACAUCAACCGCCCCUCUGCGUUCCACAAAGGCGGUGUCAGAAGGGGCAGCACCUACCCCAAGCCUAAGGCCUGCUGGGUGUCCCCCAUGGCCAAGGUCCCUGCCGAGAACCCCGGGGCCCCGGCUGCCGUCCCUGGCAGCCCUGGCAUCCACGGCAAGCGCCACCUGGAGGAAGAGGGCUUUGCACAUGGCGGCAAGAAGCUUCGGGCUGUGCCUCCCUGCUUCAAGCAAGUGGACACCGAGGAGUGUGGUGCCAAGCCCUCAGGACUGGGGGUGGCGGUGCCCUGCCUGCUGGAUCCAGCCUUGAGGCCAACUCCCCGAGAGGCCUACCGGGCCACCAUGCUGCACUGCCCACUGAAAUUCACCAGUCCAUCGGAUCCCUUAAAGGGCCAGGCUGCUCUCCCCUUCAGCCCCCUGGUCAUCCCAGCCUUCCCAACCCACUUCCUGACCACUGCAGCCCCCUCACCCAUGGCUGCGGGCCUGAUGCCCUUCCCUGCUGCGUCCUUCCACGGCACCCUCCGCCACAGACUCUGCCCAGCCUCGUCUGCAUGGCACGUGCCGCCUGCCACAGCCUACGCCACACCCUUCUUCCACCUCAACACCAAGCUGUAGGCCGUGCCGCAGCUGUGCUGUGGAGGAGCCGACUCUGCCCAGGAGGGGGCGGGCACUCCCGGAGGAGUGCUUGGGGCUGGAGCCCUCUCCCCAGGGCACAUGGGCUGGACCUCACGCUGGGACAAGCGAAGAGGAAGGAGUGGAGAAACAGCCUGCCUCCAGGAAAGGGGACCCACGGGGCCGGGACCCAGCAUCUGCAAGGCCUUAGGAGGAAAUAGGCAGGAGCCCAGGAGCGAGGAGGGUCCAGGGAGCCAGGUGGCAGCUCUCUGCACCCAGGUGGCCCACCUAAAAGCCAAUAAAAGACACCAAUGCGAACGCCA